This is a messenger RNA of Pocillopora damicornis (cauliflower coral), 805 nucleotides long. RefSeq names its product RRP15-like protein. NCBI's taxonomy places the organism in Eukaryota, Metazoa, Cnidaria, Anthozoa, Scleractinia, Pocilloporidae. The record is from RefSeq and is a predicted model, not a curated record. Gene Ontology annotation, biological process: maturation of LSU-rRNA; maturation of 5.8S rRNA. Gene Ontology annotation, cellular component: preribosome, large subunit precursor.
UGUUUGGUCAGUUCACCCAUUCUAAUCUAAGAUGGCGGAUGAAAGCGAAGACUUCGAGGAACAAGUUUCAGACGCUCAGCCAAAAAUGGAAUGCGAAGGUGGAGGUAGUGAGGAAGAAGUAAAUCAAGGAUGGGCAGAUGCUAUGGCAAGAAUUCUUGAAAAUCAGCUACCGGAGGACAAGCCACCUGUGUUAUUGAAAUACAAGAAAAUUGAAAAGAGAAAAGCAGAGAGAAAUGAACAAUUAGCCUCCAAGAAGCUGAAAAGUCAAGAACGGCAUGCUAUGCUUGAGAAAGACCAUAUUAAACCUGAUGCCUCAACACUGGAUUAUGAAAAGAACUUAAUGAGAAUUGCAACAAGAGGAGUGGUCAAACUGUUCAAUGCUGUCAGUAAACAUCAGAAGGAGAUGAACAGUAAACUAAACUCUGCUCCUACUGAAGCCAAGAAAACAAAAGUGGAAACGAUGUCCAAAUCUACCUUUCUUGACAUGCUGAAAAGCAGCUCUGACAAGGGACAGACUCAAGAGAAUAAAGAACAGAAAGGAACGGGAAUCGAGCUCACUGAUACCGACGAUGCGUCAUCGUGGAGCAUUCUACGGGAUGACUUUAUGAUGGGCGCUAAGAUGAAAGACUGGAACCGAGAAGAACAAAAAACCAAGAGGAAAGAUAAAAAACUAACAGACAUUACUGAUCAUGAACUGGAAACAAGUAACGCUGACUUCUUUGAUGAAUCAGAUGAUGGGAACAACGAGCAGUCGGAUUCAGAGUCAGAUAUGGAUUCGCAAGGAGGCUAGAGCGUGACAAAGCGU